AUGGACGAACACAUGCUAUUGAGGGAUUAUCUUUUUAGGAUCAGCCAUAGAUUUCGGAUAUAUCUUAUCUUGGUCUUCCUCUUUGUCACCGCUAGCCUAUGUAUGACACUGAUACAGAUCACGGGUGUGAAUGGAAGAGCUACCUUCUUAAAUGGUGGAAAUUUUGCUGUCACUUCAAUCGUUCAAGUUGUUGAGACCCUUCUUUGCUUACAUGCUGGUACAAAAUUUUCCUCCCGAGCCCAGGGCAUUGGUGCAGUUGCAUGUAGAUGGUAUGCAAUAGUAACUUGCAAGUCUCUUGAUAGAGGUAGACGUUCAAUAUCUUUGUGUUCAUUAUCUUCGAGUUUUUCCGAGAGUGAAUCGAGUUUGCUAGAUGAAAAUUCAAUUGUCAACCAUUCCCAAUUUGCUUCAGUUUCUUCAUAUAACAAAAGACAAUCUUUUGUGAUAUAUUUGCAGGCGAAUCCUAGAGGGCUUACAUUAUACGGUUGGACAGUGGAUCGUACACUUUUGUCUACAAUUUUUGCAAUCAAGCUCUCCCUCGUUCUUUUUGUGCUUGGUCAGACCAUUGUUUUUGACUCUCCAUCAUCUUGA
Messenger RNA from Amaranthus tricolor (Joseph's coat), 588 nucleotides. RefSeq lists its product as uncharacterized. The record is from RefSeq and is a predicted model, not a curated record. The transcript has 3 exons. Lineage: Eukaryota; Viridiplantae; Streptophyta; Magnoliopsida; Caryophyllales; Amaranthaceae. The coding region runs from base 1 to 588 and encodes 195 amino acids.